AUGCACCCAAUUGGACACUGGAAGUCCAGGCACCCACCACCAUGGACACUGACAGCACCGACCGUUCACGCGCCUGCGGCAAGCCAUACUUCCAAGGUUGAAGGACAAGCACCUCUCGUCGCUGCUGAGCUCCACACUAAAAUUCCCGGCAUCUCGAAAAGCGUCGCCCGCGCAGACCACUCACGACCGAACAAACGAGCAGAUCCGGUCGCCUUUCGCCAACGCGACAGCUUCGCGGCCUCCCCUCAUCUCAUGACAUCAACAGCUUUUUGA
Colletotrichum paranaense is the source of this 273-nucleotide messenger RNA. RefSeq lists its product as uncharacterized. The transcript has a single exon. Lineage: Eukaryota; Fungi; Ascomycota; Sordariomycetes; Glomerellales; Glomerellaceae. The record is from RefSeq and is a predicted model, not a curated record. Bases 1 to 273 code for a protein of 90 amino acids.